CCCCGGAGGUGCCUCCGGCCCCUCGCCGCCUCGCUCGCCUCGCCUGCCCGCGUCUCUGCCUGGCGGCCGCGAUGUCUGACAAGGAAUUCAUGUGGGCCCUCAAAAACGGAGACUUGGAUGAGGUGAAGGACUACGUGGCCAAGGGUGAAGAUGUCAACCGGACACUUGAAGGUGGGAGGAAGCCUCUUCACUAUGCAGCAGACUGUGGACAGCUUGAGAUUCUGGAGUUUCUGCUAUUGAAAGGAGCCGAUAUUAAUGCUCCAGACAAACACAAUAUCACACCACUCCUAUCGGCAGUCUAUGAGGGCCAUGUUUCCUGUGUGAAAUUGCUUCUGUCAAAGUGCGAGAUGAGCGUGCUGUCUACCAAUAUCAGGCUGCAGUUACGUGUUACAGCUAAGCCGAUGCAAAG
Molecule: messenger RNA, 409 nt
Organism: Nestor notabilis (Kea)
Lineage: Eukaryota; Metazoa; Chordata; Aves; Psittaciformes; Psittacidae
Product: myotrophin-like
Exons: 4
Biological process (GO): regulation of barbed-end actin filament capping
Cellular component (GO): nucleus; cytoplasm
Molecular function (GO): protein binding
Source: RefSeq, a predicted model, not a curated record